GCAGUUGACAACACUGUCUGGGGAUGACGUCAACAACUCAACAAUAAUUUUCCUGUUUUCCUGGAUCUGUAAUUCAUUGAAUCAUUCAAUUAAUUUUUAAUCUAUUUCUGAACUCAAAAUAUUGCGAGCCAUUUUCAUUGCUGAGUGUUUGUUUAUUAGUGGUUUAUUAAUUAUUUUUAAUCGACUGUAUUUUGGACCUUUUUAUUCGCCAUUCAGUAGUGCUAUAGUUUAUUCAAGAAUUCAGUGAGUGUGCUAAAUAAAACCAUUUAAUCAGUCAGUCACUUCAACAUGGCUACGAAUUUACCACCCAAUACAUCAAGUGCUCCCCCUAAUCCAAACGAUCUUCCACCACCUUAUGCCACCGUGGUUGGUAAUCCUCAGUACGGCUUCGUAGCGCCACCGAGUGAGCCUUUUCCCCCUGCGGAGGGCGCGUUUCUUCAGCCAAAGCAGUUUACUGCGCCGGGGGUAUACCCUCAUCCUGUAGUGAACGUUCCGACUCAGGCGGGCGAUGUUCCUCCGCCGCCGGGUAUAUCGGUGCCUGUGGGAGUGGUGAUGCCGCCAGCUGUGGGCAGUGAGCCCACUACUGUCACUUGUUACAACUGUGGCAAAGUGGUGACCACAAGAGUUACAUACACAACCGCCUGGCACACUCACCUGGUUGCUGGAUCCAUUUGUGUGAUUACAAUGGUCUGCUCAUUGUGCUGCCUCGGACUUGUACCAUACUGCUUUGAUUCUUUCAAGGAUGCUGAACAUUACUGCCCCAACUGUAGCACAUUCAUUGGAAAAUGUAACAAAUGUUAGUUUUACUUAUGCAUAUUACUUAACACAAAUUAAAUAUCUAUCAAUUAAUACAAUAAAUGUUGUUAUUAAAGAAAAAUAUACUUAUUUUUAAGUUUUGGAUAAUAUAACUUAAAAUUUAAAUAAAAAAAUCAUGUGCUAUCAGCAAAAAAAAGAACAAUGACAAUAUAAUGUUAUGAUUAUUUUAUUCUUCAUAAAUUAAGAUAUUAUUAUGAUGUAUUGAUUUAUAGUGGAUUAGGGGCAUUUUCGAAUUGUAAAAAAUUUUGUUCAUUGGCUUGUCUACAUAAUAUAUUGAAAUGUAUAUAUUCUGAUUUUGUACAUUAAAAUAUUACUCUGGUGCCAUUUGUGAAUUCAAUUAUGAAGUUAAUGAAGUUGAGGGUUAGGGACUUAUAAUGGUAAUAUAAAUGUUUAGUUACUUUUGUAACAUUAUUUAUUACUAUCACACCAUUUUAUUUUUGUAACAUUUUUUGUAUUUUAGUGUCAAACUAAACUAUGUAUACUGGGUCCUUUUGCCUUCAAUCAAUAUCCAUAUUAUUAUAUUUUUCUUACUCUAGUCACCAAAAAUCCAGUGUGUAUUUUUUUGGAUGGUGACCCAAUAUUCCUUAGUUUUAAUGUUUAAACUAUUGUGAGUGAUUUAUUUUGUAACUAUAGAUUGGUAGGGCUAUACUCAGGUAUUUAGUCAUUGAAGGGUCCCACUAGAUUUUUAACCAUCCAGGGUCCUUUUUCCUAGGGACUCUGUCCGUUGUGCUUCACAGUUGAGACUGCGAGCUGUAUGGGCCGGUGUGAGAGUGCUUGAGGUAAGGGUAGUUUCAAUCCCAUCCAGGAGGGAACCCGGAUGGGUUUGAAACUAGUGGGGUUUAUGUCGACUAAAUAUGUGAGUAUAAUUGUAACAAUCUUUACUUAUCCCAUAGUUCUUAUGAAUAAUUUGUAUGUUUGAACUUUGCAAUGUAUUUUAUAGUUUUAAAUUAUUAUGUAUUAGUAAAUAAGACACUAUUUUUGUAUACAGGAAAUGUAGUUUUUAUAAAAAUAGCUGUAGCUGGAUGUACAUGUUCUAUCUUAUCAUUUCAGUUUCCUUAAAUUAAUGUUGCUGCUUAUAAUAAUAACUUAAUAAUAAUAUUGAGUACAUACAUAUGCUAUUAUCAAAAUGACCAUUAGUCCAUUAGUCGGCAUACAAAAUUGGGAAUCAACUUAUUGUUGGCAGCAAUUUAACAUUGGCAGUAUUAGUAUUGUCAUGUAGGUAUCUAUGCUCUUUAUAUAAAGGAUAAUAAAUUAUAUAAAUGCAUCUGAAAAAUUGGAAAUUUUAUGUAAAAAAAAAAAAAAUUUAAAAAAUUAUCAAUCUUGAUAAAUACUAAAUACUAUUGACAGUUCGUUGUACUUAUGGCAUUUAUUUUUAUUCAUUAUUUCAAUUAUUCUUAUUUGCCCACAUGUGAUUUUACUGGCCCUUUGCUCCACCUAUACUGGAAAAAGUUUUGAAAUGAUUUAACGCACAAUAUUUAAAAAUUCACAGUGACAGCCUAGUGGUUAAGGCUUCGGCCUUAGGUGGGUGAUCUGGGGUUUGAUCCUGUGUACACACUACACACCUCUAACUUUUCAGAGUUAUAUGCGUUUUAAGCACUUAAAUAAUAUGAUGAAAGGAAACACUGUAAAAGAACUUGUGUGGCCUGCAAGUUCUCCAAAAUGUUCUCAAAGGUCUGCAAAGUCUGCUAAUCCGCUCUUGUCCAGCAUGGUGGAUUAUGGCCUAAAGUCUUAUUUUGAGACUCCUCUCAGAAUAAGACUAGGCCAUAAUCCACCAUGCUAAUGCACCCAUGCUCGGCAGUGGGCUGGUGAUGGGUUGCGAAUUGCAACUUAACAAUGCAAUAGUAGGUAGGUAUAUUGUGAAAAUGAUAACUAACUUCAGAGACAUUGUAAGGAAGGUAGCCUAAGCCAUGUAACAGUUGUAUUUAUAACUUGAAAUUUAAAAAACCCCCCACACAAAAACCUCUAUAUGAAAACUAGAAAAGAGCUGAUAACUUUCAAACAGCUAACCAAUUUUCUUUGAUUAUACUAGCUAAGAACACUCCAUCAAGCCACCUUUCAAACUUGUUUAGGAGUUACGAUGCCACAGACAGAUACACAGGUCAAACUUAUAACGCCCCUCUUUUUGGGUGGGGGGUUAAAAAUAACACUUAUGAUAUGUUUUAUUCAUACAACUCUUCCACAACUUUAAUAUUAAAUUGUACCUAUUGUAAAUUAUAAAUAAAUGGCUAAAAUAUU
Messenger RNA from Maniola jurtina (meadow brown), 3051 nucleotides. RefSeq names its product lipopolysaccharide-induced tumor necrosis factor-alpha factor homolog. The coding region runs from base 289 to 801 and encodes 170 amino acids. Gene Ontology annotation, molecular function: zinc ion binding. The record is from RefSeq and is a predicted model, not a curated record. The transcript has 2 exons. Lineage: Eukaryota; Metazoa; Arthropoda; Insecta; Lepidoptera; Nymphalidae.